AAUAGCCCACUUCCUACUGUUUUCUUUUUUGGUAGCAAUUCUCAGGCUAUUAGAAUUUAGAAACAAGAAGGCUGGGAAAAUACUAUCUAGUCUCUGAAGUUCCCAUAAAAAAUUGAAGCUGCGGCCAACUAAUUAAACUACCAUCUUUUGCAGAUCUACUUCAGAAUGCAGACUUUGAAUCUUCACCGCGCAAUAUUACUGCCCACCCCACCACUCCUUUCAUGCUCUUAACUGAAACCAACAGCAUUCCUGGCUGGACCUUCGAAGGUACAGUCCGGUAUGUAAUGGCCGGCCCCAAUAUGUCGUUACCGGGGAAUGGUCACGCAAUACAGUUGGGUCCUCAUGGCAAGAUCAGUCAGACAUUUAGAGCAACCAAGGAGGACUACGAUUACUAUGUUCUCACAAUCACCCUUGCUCCAGGACUAGGCCAGAAUUGUUCUAUCUCCACCACAGUCGCUGUCAAUAUUUCUGUGCCUGGUGUGUCGAGACUGUUCACCUUGGAGAAACGAUAUGGAACGGAGACUUGGGAAAGCCAUAGUCUCCAUUUAGGGGGGUGGGGUGGCCGUGACGAUGACGAACUUGUCAACCUAGUGAUUCGAAGCCAACCAACUGAUUGGGACUCUGAUAACGCCUGCGGGCCUGUGGUUGAUACGUUUCUUCUCAAGAGGUUAGGGAUGCCGGGAUCAUACGGAGCGGAUUCGAAGCAGGUUCAGCUUUCCUGCGAAACUCCACGGAGGGUAUUCUCCUUGAUGAAAAUCCAGGUGACACAUUCCGUGCUACAUGACUGGUUCGUGAUAGGAAGGGUCAAAUAUUUAAACUCUGAACAUUAUUCAGUUCCAGAAGGGAAUGCCGCAAUCGAGAUUGUUUCUGGUGCUCCUUACGGGAUCGAAACGAGUCUCCCUCUGGAACUAGGGUCUACUUAUAGCCUGGAAUUCAUUGGAAACUUGAUUGUAUGGGCCCAAGUAGGAAAUACUGUUCAGAACUUCACAAUGCGGAGCAACGGGACCGGCUCAACCCAGAAUUGUUCCAUGACAUUCAAGACGGAUACAAAUCCAGCUUCGAUCAGCUUUGUUAGCUUCAACGAGAAUCGGAGCAGAGAUCUUGUUCCAUGCGGUCCUGUGGUUGAUAACAUUGUUCUUCUCCGCGUACCUUCGGAUGGGAACAGACCAGAAGUGGAACUUCAUUGCUUGGUUUUCUUAGUUUUACUUCUGCAAAUCAUCUUUUAGCAUAAUGAAAGUGUCCGGAGAAACUGCAUAGUGAAAGUGUAAACAUUGAAGCACUGCUUGGACAGACGCCACAUGAAGGGGGCACAUUUCAUUUCAGUUUCAUAUAGCACUCUCACACAUGCCAAGGUUUCCAGAAUUGGAUUUAUUUCAUGCUGUCAAGAAAUAUAACAUUGGGAUAUAUAAUUCACUGUAUCCCAAUGUUUCUUUUUAACUACAGUUGAUUCACUUUCUUGGUGAAGUUGUGCUCGGUGCUCCAAAAUGUCCAUUGUGGAAUCUUUUCAUUUGGCAUCCAAACAAGGCCUGAAAAGUAAGUAAUAUGUUGGAGAAGGAUAAAAGAGAGACGUAGGUGUGGUGGGGUUUUGGUUUUAUGCCUGGUUGUUCAAUAAAUUAUGUGGUAGAUCCAGUCUUGGUCCUUUUUUAACAAUUUCAGCAUCCCCUCCCCCAAGACAAGAUCCUUUUUCCUUGCUUUUAGAAACUUGGCUGAAUAAAGAAACGUUUCAGUUUCUGUGUUUUCA
Nelumbo nucifera (sacred lotus) is the source of this 1741-nucleotide messenger RNA. The record is from RefSeq and is a predicted model, not a curated record. Lineage: Eukaryota; Viridiplantae; Streptophyta; Magnoliopsida; Proteales; Nelumbonaceae.